AGCUUAAUUUGUAUAAGCCGCAAAGGAAAGAAGAACGUCAAAAAAAAUGUGGGCAGUUGUAGCAGGUGCAGUAGCAGUGAUUACCAUAAUAUAUAGUUUAAGGCAAUGGAGAAACCCAGAGUGCAAUGGGGUGCUCCCUCCCGGUUCAAUGGGCCUUCCUUUUAUUGGAGAAUCUCUUGAGUUGCUCGUUCGCAGUUACUCUCUCGACCUCCAUCCAUUCAUCAAAAAGAGAGUUCAAAGAUAUGGCGCCAUAUUUCGAACAAGUUUGAUAGGUAGGCCGGUUGUGGUGUCGACGGAUCCAGAGUUGAACCAUCUGAUCGCAAGACAAGAAGGGAGGUUGGUUGAAAUGUGGUACCUAGAUUCAUUUUCCAAGCUUCUGAAGAUGGAAGGUGAAAAUAAGAUAAGUAUGCUUGGUCUCAUCCACAAGCACACAAGGAGCAUUGCUUUGAAUCACUUUGGUGCUGACAGAAUUAAGAAAAGUUUGCUUCCUCAAAUUGAACACUGUGUUAACAAAACCCUUAGAGAAUGGUCACGUCAGCCUUCUGUCGAAGUCAAACGUGCGGCUUCAGUCAUGACAUUUGAUUUCUCUGCAAAGUACUUGUUUGGUUAUGAUGCUGAGAAAUCUCCUGUGAAUAUGAGCGAGAAGUUAUCCAAUACCUUGAAAUCUUUGAUGUCAUUUCCUUUAAAUAUACCUGGUACUGCAUACCAUAAGUGUUUGAAGGAUCGAGAAGAAUUUCUGAACAUGCUGAGGAAUAUAACAGAAGAGAGGCUCGCUUCACCCGAGAAACAUCGUAGUACUGGAGAUUUCCUUGAUCAAGCCAUAAAUAUUGAAGGGGAUAAUGAUCAGAAAGUCUUUUCAUCAGAACUCAUCAUUAAUAUCCUGUUUGCGCUUUCAUUUGUUAGCUUUGAUUCGAUUUCAACACCGUUAUCAUUGACUAUCAAGUUGCUUGCGGACCAUCCUUCAGUUCUGCAAGAGUUGACGGCAGAGCACGAGGAAAUUCUCAAAAAGAGGGAGAAUCCAAAUGCCAUACUCACAUGGGAUGAAUAUAAGUCGAUGACUUUCACCCUAUAUGUCAUCAAUGAAACUCUCAGGUUGGGAUUUGUUGCUCCUGGUUUACUACGAAAGGUCCUCAAAGAUAUUGAAUACAAAGGAUAUACAAUUCCGGUUGGUUGGACUGUUAUACUUGCAAAUCCUGCUCUUCAUUUACACCCCAACACAUACAACGACCCACUUACUUUCAAUCCAUGGCGUUGGAAGGAUAUAGACCGAGAUGUUGUGUCUAAGAAUUUCAUGCCUUUUGGAGGAGGAGUCAGACAGUGUGCAGGGGCAGAUUAUAGUAAAGCUUUCAUGGCUACCUUCCUGCACGUCAUGGUCACCAAGUACAGGUGGAAGAAAGUCAAGGGAGGAAACAUCGUUCGAAAUCCUAUUCUAGGAUUUGUGGAUGGCAUCCAUGUUAAUGUCUCAGAGAAGCGUGAUUAAAAGAUUAUGCUCUUAUUUCCUGCAUAAUGUUAUAUAAUUGAAUACUCAUCAAGAUCAGAGGUUGCUAUCUAUUUCUCCCCAAAAUAAUUGGAUGAUGAUUAUCCAGGCGUAACUCCAUAUAUAUAUAUAUAUAUAUAUAUAUAUAUCAUGUACUUGCCGUUUCUGUCUUACAUUAAUUUCCUGUUUCUAAUGUAUUUGAUGUGGGAGGAAACGUGUUAUUACGAUGUUGAUGUGAGGAAGCAAGUUAUGUUUUCCUAGCUGAAUAAAUUGUUCCUAGAUUACUCUA
Juglans regia (Persian walnut) is the source of this 1766-nucleotide messenger RNA. Its product is annotated as cytochrome P450 87A3-like. Gene Ontology annotation, biological process: sterol metabolic process. The coding region runs from base 47 to 1480 and encodes 477 amino acids. NCBI's taxonomy places the organism in Eukaryota, Viridiplantae, Streptophyta, Magnoliopsida, Fagales, Juglandaceae. The transcript is spliced from 9 exons. Gene Ontology annotation, molecular function: monooxygenase activity; iron ion binding; heme binding. The record is from RefSeq and is a predicted model, not a curated record.